Molecule: messenger RNA, 635 nt
Organism: Eimeria tenella
Lineage: Eukaryota; Apicomplexa; Conoidasida; Eucoccidiorida; Eimeriidae
Exons: 2
Source: RefSeq, a predicted model, not a curated record
ACAUUCAGGAGAAGAACUCAGCGGCCUCAAACCCUUCUAAUUCUGCUGCUGCAGCAGCAGCAGCAGCAGCAAGAGGGGGGCCCCACAGGGGCCCCCAUGGGGGGCCCCCAGGGGCCUCUUCGGCUUCCCCCCGCGGCAGCCACGGCUUAGGCAGCAAGAAGCCAGCAGCAGCAGCAGCAGCAGCAGCAGCAGCAGCAGCAGCAGCAGCACCUGGGGAGCCUGUGUCUGCGUCUCCGCGGGGCAAGGCCUCGAGCAGCAGCAGCACGGGCAGCAGCAGCAGCAACGGCGGCAGCGACAGCAGCAGCAGCAACAGCAGCAGCAGCAGCAGCAGCAGCAGGGGGCAGCAGCUGCCGCAGCAAACUGAAGAAGAGUUUCUUAAGGGCUGCGGCUUCCAGGCCAUUUGGAGUGAACACUUUGAAGUGUCUGGACUCCUGGGUGCAGCAGCAAAGCUCUGCAAAGCUGCUGCGGGCGAGAAGGAGGAAGGGGAGUUUUUGGAAACCCUCAGCAGCUUUAAUUUGCUGCUGCAGCAAACCCGCGGGAAAGUUGGAAGACAUUUCAAUUUGCUGCUGGCGAGGCAGCAGGACCUCGAGGGUUUGCUGCUGCUGCAGCGCGAAAUCGAGGCCCGGGUGUCGCAG